AGAUCAGACAAUCGAAUUGUUGAUCAAGAAUAUUGCAUUGCGUGGUUGUUAAAACGCUUGUUUUCCGUAAUCCAUCUAUAAAAGAAGACAACAAUGUCAAGAACGAAGACCCACCACAUAUACAUAAAUCUCAUAGACAUACAAAAGUAGUAAACAAACAGAGGAACCUAAGUUGUGAGAUGGCAGAAGUGAAGUUGCUUGGUGUUUCAAUGAGCCCUUUUAGUCUCAGAGUUGAGUGGGCUCUCAAGAUUAAGGGAGUGGAAUAUGAAUUUAUAGAAGAAGAUUUACAAAACAAGAGCCCUCUACUUCUUGAGUCCAACCCUAUUCACAAGAAAAUUCCAGUUCUUAUUCACAAUGGCAAGCCCAUUUGUGAGUCUCUGGUCAUUGUCGAAUACAUCGAUGAGACAUUUGAAGGCCCUUCCAUCUUGCCUAAAGACCCAUAUGACCGAGCUAUAGCUCGUUUCUGGGCUAAAUUCCUUGAUGAUAAGUGUAUACCAGUAUUGGGGAAAGCUUUGUUUGGAAAAGGAGAGGAAUCAGAAAAAGCUAAGGAGGAAUGUGGUGAGCUGCUAAAGAUUCUUGAUGAUGAGCUCAAGGACAAGUUGUUCUUUGUGGGAGACAAAUUUGGAUUUGCUGAUGUUGCUGCAAACCUUAUGGCAUUUUGGCUGGGAAUUCUUGAAGAAGCCUCUGGAAUUGUUUUGGUCACAAGUGAAAAGUUUCCCAAUUUUUGUGCUUGGAGAGAUAAUUACAUUAACAGUAGCCAAGUCAAAGAAUAUUUACCUCCAAGAGAUAACUUGCUUGCCCAUUUCAAUGCUCGCUUUCAAGCUGCUGCACCUCCCAAAUGAACACUUGUAUAAUUGUGGAAUAACAAGAUUUGUUUUGGCAAUAAAACUAUCUACUUAGUAUAGUAGGUAGUAUCUUGUGUUUUUAUCUGUUUUGCUGGUUUGUCAGUCAUUAUAUGAAAGUGUAGUUUCUUCCAUCUAUAAAACUACCUAUUAGUAAAUGAUAGGAGACGUGUUUAUCUUCC
This is a messenger RNA of Lycium ferocissimum, 1024 nucleotides long. RefSeq names its product probable glutathione S-transferase. Gene Ontology annotation, biological process: glutathione metabolic process. Gene Ontology annotation, cellular component: cytoplasm. Bases 180 to 842 code for a protein of 220 amino acids. Gene Ontology annotation, molecular function: glutathione transferase activity. NCBI's taxonomy places the organism in Eukaryota, Viridiplantae, Streptophyta, Magnoliopsida, Solanales, Solanaceae. The transcript has 2 exons. The record is from RefSeq and is a predicted model, not a curated record.